This is a messenger RNA of Ochotona curzoniae (black-lipped pika), 1720 nucleotides long. Its product is annotated as beta-1,3-galactosyl-O-glycosyl-glycoprotein beta-1,6-N-acetylglucosaminyltransferase 3-like. The transcript has a single exon. Bases 66 to 1385 code for a protein of 439 amino acids. NCBI's taxonomy places the organism in Eukaryota, Metazoa, Chordata, Mammalia, Lagomorpha, Ochotonidae. Gene Ontology annotation, molecular function: acetylglucosaminyltransferase activity. Gene Ontology annotation, cellular component: membrane. The record is from RefSeq and is a predicted model, not a curated record.
UGUCAAAGGGUUCCAACCUCCUCCUCCUUCCCUGUGUCCAAACUCCUCCACCACUCUCCCAUCCCAUGAAGAUGAUUCAGUGGAACAAACUCUGCCGUCCGUGUUACCUGUGGGUCCUGGGGUGCUAUUUCCUGCUGGCCAUCGUCUCACUGAGAGUCUCUCUCAGAUGGAGCUGUGACUUUGAGCACCUGGACCUGGACUCCAAGGCUUUUCGAAGCCGGUACUGUAGGGACAUCUUGUACAGGUCCCUGAAGCUGCCAGCAAAAGGCACCAUCAACUGUUCGGGGAUCAUCCGUGGGGACCAGGAGGCAGUGAUCCAAGCUGUUCUGAAUAACCUGGAGGUCAAGAAAAAGCGGGAACCUCUCACGCCUGACCACUACCUCGAACUGACCAGAGACUGCGAGCGCUUCAAGGAGGAGAGGAAGUUCAUCCAGUUCCCAUUGAGCAAAGAGGAGUUGGAAUUCCCAAUUGCCUACUCUAUGGUGGUUCAUGAGAAGAUUGAAAACUUUGAGAGGUUGCUGCGAGCUCUGUAUGCCCCUCAGAACAUAUACUGUGUCCAUGUGGAUACCAAAUCCCCAGAAAAUUUCAAAAAAGCUGUGGAGGCCAUUACUUCAUGCUUCCCCAAUGUCUUCAUAGCGAGUAAGCUGGUUUCUGUAGUUUAUGCCUCCUGGUUCCGGGUACAGGCUGACCUGAAUUGCAUGGAAGACUUACUACAGAGCCCGGUGCCAUGGAAAUACUUCCUGAACACGUGUGGUACAGACUUUCCUAUAAAGACCAACGCUGAAAUGGUCCAGGCCUUCAAGCUGUUGAAUGGGAAAAAUAGUAUGGAGACGGAGGUGCCUACUGAAGGCAAAAGGCGCCGCUGGAAAUACCACUAUGAAGUGAAAGACACAUUGUACAUAACCAACAGGAAGAAAGACCCUCCACCUUAUAAUGUAACUAUGUUCACGGGAAGUGCCUAUUUUGUGGCUUCUAGAGACUUCAUAAAACAUGUCAUAAAGAACCCCAAAUCCCAAGAACUGAUUGAGUGGGUCCAAGAUACCUACAGCCCAGACGAACACCUCUGGGCAACGUUGCAGCGUGCACCAUGGAUGCCUGGCUUCACCCCUUGGCACCGCAAGUUCGACACCUCAGACAUGACUGCCAUUGCCAGACUUGUCAAGUGGCAGGGCCACGAGGGAGAUGUCAAGAAGGGGGCACCUUAUGCACCUUGUUCUGGAGUCCAUCAGCGGGCUGUCUGUAUUUAUGGGGCUGGGGACCUGCACUGGCUAUUGCAGAACCAUCACCUGUUGGCCAACAAAUUUGACCCAAAGGUGGAUGACAACGCUCUUCAGUGCUUAGAAGAGUACCUCCGUCAUAAGGCCAUCUAUGAGACUGAACUCUGAGACACACAGUGGUAGGGAUGUGUGUAAAUGGGCCAGCACUUGCUGGGAAUGUUUGGGGUGGGAGAUUAGGGCUGCCCCUAGGAGAUAGGAGCUGUACUGUAGGGGGGCAGGUAGGCACCUGUGCUGUCUGGGUGACUGCUGACUGUUCUCUCGCCCUUAUCCACAGUAGUUCCUCCACUGACUUCCUCACCGGGUAAGAAUAAGAACUACUGUUAAUUGGGAGAAGAAAGGAUAGGUGUGUGACAGGGGAUCCUGGGUUUUUGUUGAAUUCUUGGGAUCAAGUUUUCAAUUCUAUAAGGGGCACUGCCCCUAACAAUGCCAGGUUUGAUAGUGGG